This is a messenger RNA of Leptosia nina, 399 nucleotides long. The record is from the annotation of a GenBank genome assembly. NCBI's taxonomy places the organism in Eukaryota, Metazoa, Arthropoda, Insecta, Lepidoptera, Pieridae.
AUGUAUGACAUGUUGUCCGAGUUCAGAGUAUCGGAAUUCGAUUCGUUUGUCGAUAUACUACGAUUGACUCCAAUUGACCCCUUAGAUACAUUUGGUGAAAUGUGGUAUCCAGUGUUUUUGUGGUCAUUGUGUUCUUCAGUGUUUGUACAUACUUGUGCUGCGUUAGUUGCUUUUGGAACAUUAAGGAAACAUAAAUAUGGAAAGUUCUUUCCAGUACUUUUAAUAGUUAUGGGAGUUAUGAGCCCGGUAACAUCAGGUGUUGCUAGUAGUGCAGCCAUUGCCUUUAUAUACCGUGCAGCUAACCUUACUAUGCCUCCAAUACAUGCCAUGUUAUGGGGGAUAGGACAGACUAUACUUGGGGCUGGGAUUGGCUUUACUCGGAUUUUGGCAACUUUGUAA